Aspergillus brunneoviolaceus CBS 621.78 is the source of this 700-nucleotide messenger RNA. RefSeq lists its product as uncharacterized. Lineage: Eukaryota; Fungi; Ascomycota; Eurotiomycetes; Eurotiales; Aspergillaceae. The transcript is spliced from 2 exons. The record is from RefSeq and is a predicted model, not a curated record. The coding region runs from base 170 to 655 and encodes 161 amino acids.
AGUCUGCAGAAGCUCCUUUCUCAUAUACCCCCGCGAUCUCCCACUUCACUGACAUUUCUCUUCUCGCCCAGAUCUCAAGUCACACAACGCUGCGCGUCGCCGAUCCAGAUCUUCCACACACCUAUUCCUCUCCGAUCGUCAAUAAACCCGCACAUAUAACCACAGCGCUAUGCUCUCAAGGCGGCUUUACCUGCCCGCUGUCAUUGCAGCACUGAUCGCGCAGACCUUCGCGCAGAGCGUGCUCGACGCAGUAGACGGCGAACAAAAAAAUAACUCCACGUCGACCUCGGAGACGAAAAGCGUCUCCUCGAAAGGCAUGAUCAUUCUAUGCACGAUCGUCGCUUUAGUUAUCGUUGUCGGAAUCUCGUUCACAACCAUCUUCAUCGUGUUCAAGAAACGGCGCUGGCAGAUGCGCGAAGCGCUCUACUCGACCGAGCGCGUCACCCCGGACAUCGAGCGGGCUUCGAUCGCCAAAACGCCAUCAAGCCAGUUGGACCGGGUCGGCACCCGCGCAGACGCUGAAACCCGGUCUGCGUCUCGAGCACACCACGCGGCCGCGGGCCAGGUCGAGAAGCCGGACGCAUCUGGACCGGCCGCGACACACCGAGGAUGGGGCUCGUUCUUCUCGUUCGGGCGGACGCAGAGCCGGCAGUAAUCGACUCUGCACGUAUUGUCAAGAGGUACCUGGAUGAUUCUUUGC